This is a messenger RNA of Suillus discolor, 1212 nucleotides long. RefSeq names its product Clavaminate synthase-like protein. Lineage: Eukaryota; Fungi; Basidiomycota; Agaricomycetes; Boletales; Suillaceae. The transcript has 9 exons. The record is from RefSeq and is a predicted model, not a curated record. The coding region runs from base 65 to 1123 and encodes 352 amino acids. Gene Ontology annotation, molecular function: dioxygenase activity.
AUUCACAUUCGACCGUAUCUUGACUUAAACCUUCUUUGAACCUUACCUCAAGGCUAUCAGAUCGAUGACACACACUUUAGCAACCCUCCCAAUCAUCGACAUCGCGCCUUACCUCGACACUGAGCGUGAUCUGGCGAAAUGCCAGUCCACAUCAGACGCGCUACACAAUGCCUGUGUCAAGUACGGGUUCUUCUAUCUAGACAUUUCACAAUUCAUAGAUCCCUCAGAACCUGAGGAGUUGACCCGACUAGCCCGAGAGUUCUUCGAACUGCCACAAGAAGAGAAGGAUAAGAUUGGUCUGGAGCACCAGGAUAAUGCUAGAGGAUACCAAAGACUCAAGCAGAAUGUGACCAACGGCAAGGCGGAUAACCACGAAGGAAUUGAUUUGUACAAGCCUGUUGAGAAGCCAGACAAAUCCAAACCACUGUGGGGGGAGAAUCAAUGGCCUGAUGUCCCUGGAUUCGAGCAUAAAUACGAGCAAUGGAUUGAGAAGAUGAAGAAGCUUGGCCUCAUUGUUAUGGAAGCGAUGUCUGUUGGACUCAAGAUGACAACAGAAGAAUGGCAGGAGUUGCGAGCUCAAGUAGAUGAUAGCUUCUGGGUAAUGCGAAUAAUCGGCUAUCCUCCACUUCCAACUGACGACGAUGGUUUCUCCUGUGGAGCACACAAAGACUAUGGUUGCCUAACCUUCCUAUACGCCGAUCCUACUAGAAGUGCUCUACAAGUGUUCUUGCGACAAUCAGGCACGACAGCAUCAGAUUUGGACGGCCUGCCAGCAGAGCAUGGUACAGAAGAAGGGUUGUGGAUAAACGCAGAUCCUGUUCCCAAUUGUGUCGUUUGCAAUAUCGGCGAGAUGUGGGAGAUCUGGACAAAUGGAUUGUACAAAAGCACGUUGCACAGAGUGGUUCACAGAGGAUCAAAUUAUCGUGUCUCAAUACCGUUCUUCUUUGAGCCCAACUUCACCGCGAAUAUCGCCCCACUUCCAGCAGCUCUGCGUCUUGUGCCUUCUCAAGACAAAGAACCAUCGAACGAAGGAAAGACCUACAAACCCGUUGUAUAUGGCGAUUUUUUACUCAGGAAAGUUGAUGCCAAUUUUGCAUUAGAUGGUAAAGGGAAGUACGAUUAGUGAUGAUCAUUUUUGUAAGUGAGUAUUGAUACAAGUGUUUGUCUCGCCCUCGAAUUUUAUCACAUCUUGUGAAGAUCUGCACCUGUAAA